AUGCCCGGAAUAGACACCAUACAGGGCCCGCAGCCGUCCACUUGCAUUGUAUGCAACAAGGCGAUCCAAGAGGGAAAAGCGUACGAAGUGCGGGGUAGUGCCUGGCACGAACAAUGCUUCAAUUGCUCACACUGUCAUCGCAGUCUCUGCCAAUCGAAGAACUUCCUUUGUCUAGACAGUAACCACGUCCUGAUUUGUCCAGAGUGUUCCGCUUUCUGCUCCCACUGUGGGAAAAUGAUUGGUGAUAAGGCAAUUAUACUCUCGAACAACGAGUCCUUCUGUCCGGACUGUUUCAAGUGCUCGAGGUGCGAUAGCCCGAUCCACGACCUCAAAUAUUCAAAAAGCCCAAAAGGUGGUAUUUUAUGUCUCAACUGCCACCAGAGGACCAAGAACAGCACAUCCAUGGGGAAACAACACGUCAGUACGUCACCUUCGACUUCCGUCUCUGCGGCAGUGUUACCGAAACGAUCUGAGAUGAGGCCACAGGGAGUGGAUAAAUACUACCUGCAGAGGAAGACAAGCUCGCAUAGACAAUCUAAAUCGCUCUCUAGCGCCAGUAACGCAAGAUCAUCAACUGCAGACACUGUGGCCAAUUCGACACGUAGCGGUACUAUAGGUACUGCAGAUACGGAUGAACAACAGAAGGUACCCGCUGAAAGUAGACAGGACCCGCAGAAAAACCACACCAGAAGUGUGUCCCUGGAUGCGAUGCUGAAUUCGACGUUAGAGAACGACGGGUUCAGUGGAGAGGAGGCUGGUGACGAGCAGGGCAGUGCUUCUUUUGCAGUUACUCCACCACACUCUCCAAAAGUGGGACCCGUACUCCCGGAUACUGCAUCCUCAAAUUCAUUUGCCCGUCAAGAUACCCCAUCUGCACCAACUUCACUAGACUUACCAGACACAAGCACACUGUUGAAAACUCCGGAGUUGAAACACAGUCCCGACGAUAAACAUGUAAGCAAUUUACCCCUAAACAGCCCAAUGGCCACGGAAAAUAGAAACGGAUUUCCUUCCAGCAUCAUGACUUUACCUUCAUCUUCUACAGUACAAAAUGGUCUUGCAUUGAAUUUCAGCCAGGGAUUGAUCAAUAAUAAGUCUAUGGACUCUAGUCUCUCGGGCGCCAACAAUAAUCAGGGAAAACCGGCCAGUAACAAUGACAAACCGUUUCGUCUUGCCCCUAAGGAGAAGAAACCGGGCAGGUCUUUGUCCCUAAAAUCGAAGAACUUUUUCAGUCCCUGGAAACACAGGGGCUCGAUCUCAAACCAAACGACUCCAAAGACGCCGAAAAUGCCGUCUUCCCCUCCGACAUCCUCUACGAAUUUCAAAGAUGCCCGUUAUAAUACCACAAAACCAGAUACGCACUCGGGGUGGGGCGUUUCCGGCACCUCAACAUCACUUACCAUAUCGAAUCCCAUCCUGCAGAACAAUUCAAGUCAACCGGAAUUUCGUCGCCCUACAAGAGGCCAAAGCGAUACUUUGAUAUACAAUGGUUUGAACCACCCACAGGGCGGUAAACAUUUUGGUACUUUACCUACUUCACAUAAACAUCAGGUAUCAACGGGUACACUGGCCGAUUCGAAUAAAGGCAACCACACAUCGAAAGUGGCCAUGUUUACAACACCACCGUUGGAAAACUCGAUAACUUUCAAGCAAUUGUCCAACACGGUGCUUGCACCUGUCCCCAAGAUGGCGCACAGCGAUGAGGAUGAUUUAAAGAAAGAGAGAUCAUUUACUAAGGACAACUCUUCAGGAUCAUUGCACUCCUCAGUACCCUCCUCGAAUCGACAGAAAACAAAUGAUGUAGAAGCCGUGGACGAAGAGAAUAUACACUCGGAGUUGGCAUGCAGGAAAUUGAAACUGGAACUCAAGUCAAUGCAGGUCACAAAGAAACAACUGAGCAUCGACAUCGAAAAUCUGAGACUGACCAAACAGACGUUACUGGAGGAAAUUACAUACUUGAAAUUAGAAAGGGAUAAAAGUGACCCAAGUGGCCCACCCCCAAUCGAAGAACCGACGGCCUUCAAUGUGACGGCGUCUGUGCCAAAUAUUACCGCCACACCAGUAGGUAACAGUGGACUACAAACUACGCCAAACAAGCCCAAAUUUUGGAAAAUAUUUGGCAGCGGUGGGAACGGUAAAGAUUUACAAAUUCCUGCAAGGGAUCGGCACAACGGUAUGAAUCUGAGCGAUCAUAGCCUCUCGAAUUCAGACAUUAGUGCACACGGGAGUGGGCUUGCUGACAUCUGUCAAAGAGAAGGGAACAAAGUUCCUCGGAUCAUCCAAGAAUGCAUUGACUUUAUUGAAAGUGAUAAGAAUCAUCUGGAGGCGGAGGGUAUAUACCGUAAAUCAGGGUCGAUCACGUUGAUAGAAGAGCUUGAAAGGAGAUUGUACCAGGAAGGCGGGCAUAUACAACGCGGUGAUGAUAUCCAUGUCGUCACGAACGUCUUGAAGCGGUUUUUAAGACGGCUACCGGAUCCUGUGAUCUCUGUGAACAUUUACACACCGCUAAUUUCUUUGGUCAGGAACAACGAUCUGAUCAAAACAGCUCCGCUGAACGGGGCCCAAGGUGGCGAUGACCAUGACAUUGCCCUGAUACGGUUUGUGAAGGACCACAUGAUUGAGCUUAUGGACAGACUACCCCUUGAACAUUAUGAGCUGUUGAGGAUUUUGAUUAAACACUUGAACACGGUGGCGUUGUACGAUAAGUUCAACCUAAUGAAUCUGCACAAUUUGGCCGUAGUGUUUGCACCUAGUAUCAUACACGAUGUCACAGGAGAAAGAGACGUUGCUGAUCUGAACGAACGCAAUUUUGCCAUGGAAUUUAUGCUUUUAUACAAGGUUAUAUAG
Huiozyma naganishii CBS 8797 is the source of this 2847-nucleotide messenger RNA. RefSeq names its product GTPase-activating protein RGA2 (gene RGA2). NCBI's taxonomy places the organism in Eukaryota, Fungi, Ascomycota, Saccharomycetes, Saccharomycetales, Saccharomycetaceae. Gene Ontology annotation, cellular component: cytoplasm. Bases 1 to 2847 code for a protein of 948 amino acids. The transcript has a single exon. Gene Ontology annotation, biological process: signal transduction; regulation of GTPase activity. The record is from RefSeq and is a predicted model, not a curated record.